CCUUACACAGAGAAGCAAGAACGAGGAAAUCAGGAGGUGCCUUUUCCAUCUGAGGAUGGGGGGGAAAUAAUAGGUCAGCCUAGAAAGCUGGGUGUCCACCCUGGCCAUCGAGGGUGUCCCACUAGCUCUCCAGUUUAACCAUGAUGUCUCCUCAGCAUCAGUAGGGGAACAGCCAUGAGCCUUGUCCGGGGAAUUUAUCUUGAUAGAGGUGACCUUUUGUUCUUCUUUUUCACCUGCACUGUGGGGAAAACGUGCCACCGAGCUGCCUUCGGGCCCACGGCAGGCUCUCCUCACCCCCUGGAGACGUGUUCGCUCUUUGGGUUCAGACUCUCAGAGGAGAAGCUACCAGCUUGGUGACUCCCAACGCUUCCUGCUGCCCUCUCACCAGAGCUGCGGGAAAAUUGAACCGUCUGCGUGGACAGGUCGGAUUCUCCGUGGACGUUGAAAGAUGCGCCCACUCCUCUUCCUGGCUUUGAUGUGUUUCUCUGCUCUUCCUGGGACCCUGACCAUCUACCAAAGGCCGACUGGGACUCCGACCACGCCGGAGCCCCUCCGGUACCUCCUAGAGCCCACGAGCCAGACGGUGCUGACCCAACGGGGCGCCACGGCCACCCUGCCCUGCAUGCUGCGGGUCCUCCCGGCCAACUACAAGGUCCGGUGGAGCAAGGUGGUGCCGGCUGAGCACAUGGAGGUGGUCCUCCUCAUCACCAACGGUGCCCACCACAAAACCUACGGCCCCCUGGGCAGCCGGGUCCGGCUGAGGCGCAGCCACCGCUACGACGCCUCCCUCACCAUCUCCGACGUGGCCCUGGAGGACGAGGGGCGCUACCGCUGCCAGCUGGUCGACGGCCUGGAGGACGAGAGCAUCUCCUUGGUCCUGCAGCUGGACGGCAUCGUCUUCCCCUACCAGACCAGCAAGGGGCGCUACAAAUUCACUUAUUUCGAUGCCCAGAAGGCUUGCCGAGACCAGGAUGCUCAGCUGGCUACUUACAGGCAACUGUACCAAGCAUGGACAGAAGGCCUGGACUGGUGCAACGCUGGCUGGGUCAUGGAAGGCACGGUGCACUACCCCAUCAUCAAUUCCCGGGGGCCCUGUGGCGGGAAAGAGUUCUUGAUCUAA
Molecule: messenger RNA, 1120 nt
Organism: Pogona vitticeps (central bearded dragon)
Lineage: Eukaryota; Metazoa; Chordata; Lepidosauria; Squamata; Agamidae
Source: RefSeq, a predicted model, not a curated record